AUGGCGGCCUGUGGUAAGAAGCUCAUUAACGAUCCCAAAGAUGUGGUCACGCAAUUUAUCGAGGGCUUAGUGGAGACGUACCCUGGGUUGCAGUACCUGGAUGGGUUCCCCGAGGUCAAGGUGGUCCUCCGCUCCGAUGUCGAGGUCGGGACCUAUGAUAAGGUUGCAGUCAUAUGCGGAGGUGGAAGUGGUCACGAACCAGCUCAUGGUGGGUUUGUGGGUCAAGGAAUGCUGACUGCUGCUGUUUCUGGAGAUGUUUUCACUUCUCCACCUGUUAACUCUAUUUUGGCUGCUAUUCGAGCCGUAACAGGUCCUAAGGGCUGUCUUCUAGUAGUAACGAAUUACACAGGCGACCGGCUUAAUUUUGGCCUAGCAGCUGAGGAAGCAAAAUCUGAAGGCUACAAAGUGGAGAUGGUUAUCGUUGGGGAUGAUUGUGCUCUGCCACCAACUCAAGGCAUAGCUGGCAGGAGAGGCCUUGCAGGGACAAUUCUUGUGAAUAAGGUUGCUGGAGCUGCUGCUGCUGCUGGUUUGCCCCUUGAAGAGGUAGCUGAACAAGCAAGGCAUGCAUCUAAGUUGGUUGGUACAAUGGGAGUUGCUCUGUCAGUGUGUACACUGCCUGGUCAGGGGACCUCAGAUCGUUUAGGUCCACAUCAAAUGGAGCUUGGCCUUGGAAUUCACGGAGAGCCUGGUGCUGCUGUCAUUGAACUUCAGCCUGUUGACGCAGUGGUGACUCAUGUUCUUAAGCAGAUCUUGUCACCGGAAACUCAGUAUGUUCCUAUUACAAGAGGCGACAGGGUCAUUCUCCUUACUAAUGGAUUAGGUGCUACUCCUAUCAUGGAGUUGAUGAUUGCCACUAGAAAGACUGUGCGUGAGUUGCAACUGGAGCAUGAUAUUGCUACUGACAGAGUCUACACUGGAUCUUUUAUGACUUCACUUGACAUGCAAGGGUUCUCAAUAUCCCUCAUGAAGUCAGACACAACAAUUUUGAAGUGCCUAGAUGCGUCUACUAAAGCUCCUUGUUGGCCAGCUGGAACCGAUGGAGAUUGGCAAAAACCUGCAAAAAUUGCUGUUCCUGCACCACCAUCAUGUGCAAUGAAGAGUGAUAAGAUGCUUCAACGAAGUCGAGAGCUGACGAAACAGGGCUGCAUUUUAGAGGCUUCCAUUGAAGCAGGUGCUAAAGAAAUAAUCAGGAUAAAGGAUAGCUUAAAUGAAUGGGACAGUAAAGUAGGUGAUGGUGACUGUGGGACAACAAUGUAUAGGGGGGCAAUUGCUAUACUUGAGGACAUGAAAAAAUGCUACCCAAUGAAUGAUGUGUCUGAAACAGUAAAUGAGAUUGGUGCCACAGUAAGACGAGUCAUGGGAGGAACAACUGGGAUCUUGUACGACAUACUCUGUAAGGCUGCCUAUGCAAGUUUAAAGGGGACAAAAACAGUAGAAGCAAAGCACUGGGCUCAUGCUUUACAAUCAUCUAUCGGUGCCAUAAGCAAAUAUGGUGGUGCUCUUGAAGGCUAUCGAACCAUGCUUGAUGCUCUGAUUCCUGCUUCAAAAGUUCUGAGAGAGAGGCUUGAAGCUGGGGAUGAUCCACUUGAUGCAUUCAUCGUAUCAUCUGAAGCUGCUUUGACUGGUGCUGAAUCCACAAGACACAUGCAGGCCCAGGCUGGUAGAUCAUCCUACAUUGCUGCUGACAAGCUGGCAUCGGCUCCUGAUCCUGGGGCCAUGGCUGCUGCUGCUUGGUACAGGGCUGCAGCCCUUUCGUUGAAGAACACGUCGUGCCAUUCGUAA
Miscanthus lutarioriparius is the source of this 1782-nucleotide messenger RNA. NCBI's taxonomy places the organism in Eukaryota, Viridiplantae, Streptophyta, Magnoliopsida, Poales, Poaceae. The record is from the annotation of a GenBank genome assembly.